Bombus pascuorum is the source of this 2510-nucleotide messenger RNA. Its product is annotated as kinesin-like protein KIF6. Gene Ontology annotation, cellular component: kinesin complex; microtubule. Bases 189 to 2327 code for a protein of 712 amino acids. Gene Ontology annotation, biological process: microtubule-based movement. NCBI's taxonomy places the organism in Eukaryota, Metazoa, Arthropoda, Insecta, Hymenoptera, Apidae. Gene Ontology annotation, molecular function: microtubule binding; microtubule motor activity; ATP hydrolysis activity. The record is from RefSeq and is a predicted model, not a curated record. The transcript has 13 exons.
AUCGAUUUAAAUAAGAAACGCUGCACGUGUGAGAAAGUUUUUUACUAUUUUCCACUUUCGAGAAUUCAACAGCUUGUCACGUUUUGACUUGUUUCUUUCCUGAAUUGUAAUACGUAUCUAUAGGUAUUCGAUAAUCGAUCACCUGUCAUCGAUUCAUAGCCACAAAACUGCGAGGUUAUACGAACGAGAUGGUGAAAAAUUCUAUCAAAGUCUACGCCAGAUUGAAACCAGAACAAAAUCGGAAAAGCAUAGUGAAUUAUCAGGUCUUGCAUCGUCCCAAAGAAAAUCUCGAGGAGGAUUUCUUGGUUCUAGUUUCUCCAGUCCAAAGAAUAAAAGAUUAUCCCGACAAUCGUCCCGAGUCGUGGAAUUUCUCCUUUUUUCGAAUAUUUGAGGAAUCCGCAACGCAAGAAGACGUAUUCGAAAGUGUUGCACGAUCCGUAGUGGAAAGUGCUCUCGAUGGUUACAACGGUACCAUUUUCGCCUACGGCCAGACCGCCACUGGGAAAACGUACACGAUAACCGGCAGUCUGGAAAACGAAUGUCGUGGUAUCAUACCGAGAACUUUGCAAUUCCUGUUCGACGCGAUACAAAAGCGACCGGAAAACGUGUAUUCCAUCGAGGUGGCAUAUCUGGAGAUUUACAAUGAAACCGGCUAUGACCUGAUAGAUCGGAAGCACCAACGAGACUUCGCGGUUACGAGAUUGGAAGAUUUACCACGUAUCAGUAUUCGAGAAGACGAGGCUGGGAAAUUACACUUGAAGAAUUUGACUUUUUAUUGCGUUAAAAACUUGGAGGAUGCAUUCGAAUUACUCGUGCUAGGCGAUCAUAAUCGGGUUACCGCCGAUACACCGAUGAAUCUUCAGUCAUCGAGAUCACACUGCAUCUUUACCAUCGUAGUUUCUACGAAGAAGUUCGGCGCUGAACAAUACAAGCGAGCGAAAGUACAUCUCGUCGACCUAGCAGGGUCCGAACGUGUCUACAAAUGCUCGAUAACUGGCACCAUUCUGACCGAGGCGAAGCACAUUAACCUGAGCCUACAUUACUUGGAACAAGUCAUAGUGUGUCUGGGUCAGGAGAGCGCAGGUCACAUUCCUUACAGGAAUUCCUUAUUGACGUCGAUUUUGAGAGACAGUUUAGGUGGAAACUGUCUGACUACUAUGUUAGCGACCAUAAGCCUUUGCACUUUUAAUUUAGAGGAAACAGUAUCAACGUGCAGAUUCGCUCAACGAGUAGCUCUCAUUAGGAAUGACUUGAAACUAAAUUUGGAGACAGACAUUCAGAGUGAAAAUGCGUUACUCAGAGCGGAGAAUGAGAGACUCAAGCAAGAAAUCAAAGCCUUGACGAGGCAAACUAUGUGUGAAGAGCUUACAGCUGCAGAUAAAAGAAAUCUCGACCAUAAGAUCGGGAGCUUUUUGGAAUCGAAUAAACAAGUCAUUUGGGAUUAUAAUCCUAAGAAAGUAGAAUAUUGUUUCGAAAGUUUCAAGCGAGCUUUCGAAUUGAGCAAGGAUCCAAAGUGUUACCUGAAGAAAGUGGAAUAUUAUAAGGAUCUGGUUAUUCAAAGGGACAAAGAAAUUUCAUUGUUGAUCGAUAAAAUGAAAAGGGAAAGGAAUCAACGAUCGAUACAAUCAAAUGAUGAUAGGUUUACGACUAAUAAUAUCGAGAACGAUAAUCAAAAAAUGAUACAGAAUUCCCUAAGUAAUCGUACACCGUUGAAAAACAAAAAACGAAGACCUAAAAUUAGUAAUGAAACCAAACCUGAUUGCAGUACUGAUGUUUAUGAUAAUGAUCCAGAAUUGAAAAACAAGUCAAUAUCCAUUGAUACAUUUACGCCAGAGUUAUUGCCUUGCAAUAUCGUUAAUUUAACAUUAAGUGAUUUAACCGAGGAUAAAGAUCAAGCAAUUGAUCAGAGAACAGGUGAUAAAACUGAUGACACGAAUCAACAGUCCUUACGCAAAUCUGAAAGAGGGCAAAAAAACGUUAGGAAAAAACAUAAUCAUACUAAUCAUAUAGAAUCAAAAGUGAAACAGCAGAAUCCUGUUGAAUUAUCAAGUGCGAAAGCGAAAAUUGUAACUCAGGAAGCUUCAUUUGUGGAGGCAGAUAAUUCAGCUCCAAUUUAUCAAAAGUUCUUAAGCUUCAAUGCUAAUAAUCCAGAAAGCCCUUUGACUCUACAGGAAAACAAAGCAGAAAGGGAUGAUUUCGAGCGAAAGUCUAAUUCGGAGGCAAAAGACAAACAAUUUGAGGAUUCAUUGCCUUUGACAGGGGAUCCAGAAAUCGACGAAGAAAUCAUAGCGUUCUACAAAGCGAAACGAUCUGGAGGUAUUUACUAGUCAGUUUUUCAAGAUGCUGGUUACAAUAUAAGAAAUCAUAAUAGAGUAGGCAAGAAUGCAGUAUUAUUUAUCGAAUAUGCUUAUAAUUGAAACAUACAAUUAAUUAUAAUGUAAUACAGUUUUAUAAAGUAUAAUGAAUAUUAAUUAAUUCUAACUCUCGUACAUACAUAACUACAAUAAAUA